Messenger RNA from Sabethes cyaneus, 3717 nucleotides. RefSeq names its product acyl-CoA:lysophosphatidylglycerol acyltransferase 1-like. The transcript has 8 exons. The coding region runs from base 1207 to 2598 and encodes 463 amino acids. Gene Ontology annotation, cellular component: endomembrane system. Lineage: Eukaryota; Metazoa; Arthropoda; Insecta; Diptera; Culicidae. Gene Ontology annotation, molecular function: acyltransferase activity. The record is from RefSeq and is a predicted model, not a curated record.
AUCAGUUUCAAACCGUCGAGUAACGUAAAAGUGUGUGUUAUUCUGUGUUAUGUCUAGCAUAGCAGGGUUUGCUGAUUUAUGAGGUGCUUGCUCGGCUUAGCACCUGACUAUAGUUUUAGAUUCAUGCAUGAGUGACUUGGUGUGUCCUUUAAAUUAAGGAAUUUUUACGAAGAAAAAAUUCGUUAGUUUGUUGUCGCGCAGGGCUCAGAUUUCAUCAGUAAGUUCGACGGCUAAAUCACUACCCCCGCACGGUUCACUACCAUAGAAUACAUCCACACCGAACAUUGUUGAAACAACUCUUCAAACAUACUGAACUGGCUAAUCAAUCAGCCAGGCAGAAAUGAAAAUAAAACUCAAAGGUGACGCGCAGUUCAGUUGUAUUUCACACGUCCUACUCAGUAUUGCAAGUGCACAGAUCGUUCGUUUCAAAAAAACAAGCAAAAGUGAAUCUACCAGUGCCAGUCGGUAGCUCCGAAAUUGCAACAUCCAGGAAGUUAACCGCUAACCUAGCUAGCGUUUGUUUUCUUCACACGCCAAACAGGUGUUUACACUAUAACGCUCCGACUCCGACGAGAGGGGUCAGCUUAAACCGCUCUAGUGUGCCGUAGCUGCUGCUGACAGCGCGGAUUUCCAUCCAGGCGAUAACCUACUAACCUGUGUGAAUCAAAGGCAAAGGCGACAACCAGUGAGUGAGUGAGCGAGCGCCUCUGGAAGCGACAGUCAAAAUCGUCGUCGAACGUAUUGUGAAAUUUCACAGUCAUUCCCAGCCCGAGAGCAGGGAGAAUGCUGUUAGGUUCCGUGGUCCAUUCAGACGCGGUUAUCAGUUGUAGAGGAACAGCGACAGCGGAAGAAGCAACCGCUGGUUUCGGCGAACGACGACACAUUCGACGAGCAGCGACGCACAAUAGUCAUCCCACUGGACGGUGUAGUAAUCCUGGGCGCCGACCUUCAUUCAUAAGGAUGUGUUAGAUAGAGGCAGGUGUGCUGGCCACUGAUAUCUUUUGUCUUGCCGCAGUCUGAUUCUGCGAAAAAGUCCACGAUAAGACAAGCCUAGGUGAUAAGAAAGGUGGAAGCCUACCACAACAGUAACCACCAAUCAGCAGCGUUCGAGGGGAUCGCCCAACCAACCAGGUUAUUGAACUUUGGCCGUUGAUCGGCAGAGCUUAAAUUAUCGUCGCGCCAUUUUUUCCGAUUAUACUAGUAGCAAUGCCCACUAGCAGUACACUAUCGGAUGUUAUCAAAUACCCGCGCGCACUGUUUCGGAUAGUGUUCGUAAUAGUGAACAACAUAUACUGCGUUCCGACAUAUCUGGUAUGGAUGUUUCUGCUGUUGCCGUUGAAAAAAAUCCACGAAAACUUCUACUAUCAGAUCGAGGGUGUCCUGUUUCAUUGGCUGUUGGCAAACGUUGCCAUGUGGUCUUCGACGCUGGGAUACGACUUGGUCGAACUGGGUGACGACAUUUCUCCGGCACUGGACCAGCGUACGCUGGUGAUAGCCAACCAUCAGAGUACGUCGGACGUUCCGCUGCUGAUGGCUGCCUUCAACGCAAAGCGAAACGUACUGCCUAACAUCAUGUGGAUAAUGGAUCGGUUGUUCAAGUAUACCAACUUCGGUGCGGUCAGUUUGAUGCAUAAGGACUUUUUCAUUGCUUCGGGCAAAUCGAAUCGAGACAAAUCAAUCACGGAGCUUAAGAAUCAUCUCAGAGAAUCAUACAUUCCUCGCGAACGAAAAUGGAUCGUGCUUUUCCCGGAGGGAGGUUUUCUGCGUAAACGAAAGGAAGUGAGCCAAAGAUUUGCAGAGAAAAAUAACCUACCAGUAUUAAGUAACGUUACCGUACCACGGGUUGGCGCUAUGAAAGCGAUCAUCGAUGUGCUCGGUUCGCCGCAAUCGCCCUGCCGGAGAGGUAACGCUAGCGUUAACGUCGUUGACCAACCGCAGACAACAACAACAGCAGCAGCAGACUGCACUGCAGCAGCAGACCCGAAUAAGGAGGCCCACGGUAUAACCGAGGCAACAAGUCUGCUAGUGUCAACGUCAAUGUCAACGUCAGAGUCGGAACAGCAGCAGAUACCAAAGCAGAACGUUAGCACUGCUAACAACAACAGUAGCAGUACCAUAAUCAAUAGUGAAGCAAUAAUUACCGAUGACUGUGAUAAUUUUAAGGAUUCACCUUUCACUAAGCUAAACGGAAAGCUGAACGACUGUUUAGAGUACAUCUUGGACAUUACCAUCGGGUAUCCCAAUGGGAAACCACUAGACUUACCAAACAUUGUGCACGGGCUUCGGAACCCGUGCCAGACGUAUUUAUUCUAUAGGUUAUAUCGUAGUUCGGAGGUUCCCCGAGAUAACGAAUCUCUCACGCGGUGGCUGUACGAUCGGUUCUUCGAGAAGGAGAAACUGCUGGAGGAAUUCUACCGGACCGGAAUGUUUCCGUGCGGCUCGUCGGCAACGCUGCCGACCGUGGUGCAGCAGGACUUGCUACGAUUCCUUCUGAUCCAUCUGUUCUUCAUUACCUCCAGCUAUGUCCACUAUCAGCUGAUCCUGAUGCUGAUCAACUACUCGAAUGUCAUGUAUGUGUCGCUGCUUAGCAACAGCUAAGCCUAACGUUAGGGUGUGUCUUUUCCGAAAAAAAGGAUAAAGAAGAGAAAAAAAACAACGUUUCAAAGACUAACACAGAAGGCAACUCAAACUGGUCACACACAAAAUUGCAACAAAACAGUUGGCACGAGUGAUUAUUUAAAAAAAACGCAUAAAAACAAGGGAUGCAAUCUUAUGAAACUGCAACUAGCACACACAAAAAUCACUCACAUACACGCAGAAAUAACGCAGCUGGAGAGAAAGAAGAAAAAAAACAAGUAUUUGCAUACAAUUAUAAUAGGUACCUCGUUUCCCAGUGUUCCUUUGGUGUAUAAUUCAAACGGUGCAAAAUGUUCAUUCACAAAACAAUUUUAGCCGAUAGAAGUCGUUUUUGCCACCUCGUACAACCGUACAACAACAGAUCUACUAGCAAACAGUGUAUGUGUGUGAAAUCCAACAAUCGUUUUUUUUUAAUCCAAAUAAUGGUAGGUAUUAUCUAUCAGAUCACAGUUGAAAACAGCAAUGUGAAAGACAAUUAUUGAGUUAAUGACUAACAGAUCUUAAUAAACGGACAACCCUUACUGACCUAAAGCAUCGUUUCUAGUGUACAAUAAAUAGUAAGCUAAUCGGUAACAACAAAAUGUGUAAAUUCGGCUCAUUAACUGGUUAAAACAGCUGAGCUGACUGUUGCAAAAUGGGCCCGGACUUUAGUGGAUAAGUUAAUUAACUGAAACUCGGUUGUUUCCAGUUUUUUUUAAACUAUUAAAAUAUUUUGUAAAUAUAUUCGCUUACCCGUCGGGACACAAUCGGAUCGAUUUAAAACGAGCGCUAGAGGAAGGAGUUGCCAGUGAGCGUUCGAAGCCAUCUGCAGACGUUUUAGGUUUGACGCGCACAUUGCAGGGAUAAAUGUAGCACAAAUAAUAACACAAAUAAUAGAAAACUUGUUUGAUUCCAAGUUCCGAACCGGAUAAAAACUUUUUUUUUUUGUUCAGGUUAAUUUCCUCUACACUAUUAUUAUAAUAGGACAGUUAGAUAUUCUAAGCGCAGCAGGUAAUCGAGUAAGACAUGUUCCUUUUAAUUUGCUUUGAGAAAGUAAAUGCAAAAAAAAAAACAUGGAGAAUAAAGCGUCAUUCCCUCGUA